Molecule: messenger RNA, 5990 nt
Organism: Acromyrmex echinatior (Panamanian leafcutter ant)
Lineage: Eukaryota; Metazoa; Arthropoda; Insecta; Hymenoptera; Formicidae
Source: RefSeq, a predicted model, not a curated record
AAAUAUUUAAAGAAUAAAAACAUUUAGACCUGAAAAGAUAUUCAGUAUGAGUAUUAAAGUUAUUUGAAUUUUAUGGGUUUAUGGGGAAUAACCGCAUGACGCCACGUUACAGCACUGUUUCAAUAAAACCACAUAAAAGAUGACAGCAUCGUUAAAUUCCCAUAAUUGUCAUUCGUUAAAUAUUAUCCAUCGCAUUCUGCGGAAUAUUUAGAUCUUGCGUCUUCGCUCAGCAAUCUAUUCAAUGGCAAAGGAUAAUGCCCGCUCGGCCGAGGAAUUCGGUGCGUUCGAAGCCGAGAGGAAGUUCGACAGGUCGGGCCCGAGCCGCUCGCGAGAUCAAAGAGGAGCUGCCAGGGUCAAGGACAAGCCCGAGGAGAGUCGACUUCCGACUCCACCUCCAGACCCUCAAUGCCCGCCGGUUACCCUCAUACGAGAUCAUCGCUCGGGGGUGACUUCUCGCGGGCUCGAGGAGGAAGAGGAGGAUCUCGCGGUUUAUCUCGGCGAGCUCGGCGCGUCGCCGUUUGAGGGUCAUUCGUUCGAUUACGAUACCACGCCGAAUUCGGCGACCUCGGCGAUGGAUGGCGACGCAACCCCUUUCACCGAGGAGGCGUUCGAACACCUGGACCGACUGUGCACGCUGACGGAGCAGAUCCUGGAGCUGCGUACCCGCAGCUCCGAGUACUUCCGGCGCGUGCGAGGUCUGGAACGCGCGAAGGUACAACGAAAUGCCAAUCGACGGCUGGAGAUCGCUCUGGCAAACGGUGAGGAGUUGCAUCAUGAUUUCAUCGAUGAGGAUACCGGCUUCGCGGAAUCUCUGUUGGACGCGAUGCUGUCGAAUAGCCGAGACGCCGCGUCCUUGACGCCGAGGAGGAACGAACGCUCGAACGUGCGAUCAUCCGUUUCAUCGAGACAACGAAGCCGAUCGCUCGCGCUGACCGAGCAAAAUCUCGGAUCGCGCCUGGUCGAGCAGAUAGGUGAGAUCGACAAAAGUGCUGAGAGGAACGCAGGUCGCAACGGCGGUCCGAAGGUCAGCAAGUGGACCAGGGUGAAGGCGGCCUUCAAGUGGGAACGCGCGUGUACGAACGAUCUCGCGGAUAUCGCAGAAUUGGACACGCCAGCGACUACGUCGUCGACGCCGACAACGAGGUAUCUCCGAAUUCCAGAUGCGAACAUUGCCGGAAGCUGGAGCACCGGAUCGGCGCUGUCGCCCUGCACCAGCGAAGUCUCCAGCCCAUCCACGCCGAUUGGCAGAGUAUCGUCCACGUCGUCGUCCACCGACGAUGUGUUUGACGAUUCGCGCAAAAAUUUCGUGAACUAUCCGGAGCGACAAUCACCUUUCGUGAAGGAUGAUAAAAAAAAGGACGAUCCAGAUCGGUACGGUCGAUCGCUCGAUCGUGACACUUCCGUCACGGAGAGCGUCGAUUCCAUAGAAUCUCCUAAUGAGGCUAAUCGUGGUAAACCACUAAUUCGCAUUAUAUCGGAUACGGAUGCUCCAAGCGGAAGCGGGAAAGAUCCGGAAGUGUCGCCGAAAAGGCCGACACCAACUCUGACAAUCACGAUACCAUCAAACGAGGAAGAAAUCAGAAGUUUGUCUUCACCGGAAUCGAUAUCUCCUCUUCCGUCGAGCGCACAGGAUUCCGGUGGAAGCUCGCCACAACGCCCCAGGAUGCGGCAGGACAUUUUGAGCUUGAAAGAAUUCAAACGACAGUAUUCGACGAUCGAGGAAGCGGUAACGCCAGCGCCAAAGAUACAACAGCAAGAUUCGAAAUGGAACAAGGUCAGACGUGCUUUUCUGACAAAUGCCACUUUCAGCGUUCCUCCAAGUCCGAUUAGAGUGGUCGCGGCGCAAUCGUUCAUGAACGAUGAUACGCGCCGAGCUCGCAGCCUUAGUGAAAGCGUCGAGGAUCUCGGUAAAACCGUUGCAGGUAUCAACAACAACGGCAACUACUAUCGGGAAACGCGCAGGGAUUAUCAGGCGUUGCGGGAGAAGUUCGGUGCAGAGUUUCACCGGAAGCUGAUCGAAUGGGAGCGAUUGAAGGGCCCGCAGAACAUUCGCAACGGCUUGCCGUUAAACGAGGAGCGUCUCGCGCCCGAGUUUAGGAAAAAGCUGCAAGACUGGAAACGAGCGAAGAAAGGUCGUCGGUCCAGCGCAGCUAUCGAGCAGCAACGCGUCAGCCGUCGACGAUUGACCGACUGGCAGCUUUGGCGCUCUUCCUCGUCGAAACCUGAACCCAGAUGUUACGGCAAAAAUCAGAGCUCGAUCGGCUCGCGCGGAAGCUGCGCGAGUAUCGGUAGCGCGGUGAGCUUCGGCAGCGAUGGGAAGCAACAUCUUUGCGAAGAUUUUAUCAAAAGGAUGGAGGCAUGGAGGAGAAUGAGCGAGGCCUCAAGUCGAAGUGGCGAAAGACCGAAAUCACCGAUGACAAAUCGUGUCGCGUCUGACAUUGACGAAACGGAGUUUCUUGCUUUGGAAAAGCUGCUUCUGCUAUUUGGGCAGAGGACCAAGAAGGAACUUCGAGAGAGCGAUGCGAGGCAGCUGAACGAUUGCUUUGAUGGUGAUUCGAGAUUCAUGGCUGCGUCUCGAGGAGUAAAUUGUGGUAACGAGGUGUUGAUUCGCACGUCUGUCGGCUCUUAUCGUUUCGAGGGUAUAUCUCGAGAAUUUACAAGGAAACUGUACGACUGGGAGAAAUACCGCGGAAUAUCUCCGAGAUCUUCCACGUUUCGCCUUUUGGGGCCGGGCUAUACGCCGUUCACGCAAGAUUCGAACGAAGUUGCAUUGACAGAGCCAAGUACGAUGAGCAAGAAUCAUGCAUAUCACUGGACUCUGAAACGAUCUAAAUCUGACGGUAGUGUUUUCGAAGGCAGUCUUCGCGACGAAUCGUUCACAUUACGUCGCUCUGCAAGUCUCCAAUCUCUUACUUCUGCAGGCAAGCUCGAAGACGACAAUCGGAUAGAUGUUUUACCGGUUCCCGGUAAUAACUCACAAAGGAUCAAAGAUCCGGAGGAUACAGCGGUAGAAGAUUCCGAGCCAGAAGCGAUGAUUGUCGACAUCGAGGAUGUUAUUGAAGAGACUGCCAGUCCCUUGGCAGGAGUACAACCUCAUCAAACGCCAGUGUACUCCGUCGCAGCCAGCGAAACUACUAGCAUCGCUGUUCCUCUUGGCACAGUCACAUCGAGUCAUGAACCUUCGCCAGUAUUCUUGGUCAAGACCAAAGACGAUGAAGACUGUGAACGAUGGAAUAUCGCGAAGAUUGGCCUGCAGACUUGCUCGAGCGAGAACAGUCCGAGUCCAGAAUACUUCCCGGUAUCUGAGGACUGGUGCGGAAGAACCUCGUUGGAUGAUGACAAGUCGAACUGGGAAUCGAGCUGGUACAAAGAAAGCAGGGAAGACGACGACUCCACAAGAUGGACCGAGAAGGCGCGACGCUCAAUUCCAGAUUCCGGUGAUUCUGUAAAGUCUGACCGUUCUAUUGGGUGGAAUCGAGAUAUUUGGGAUGAAUCGGGUGAUGAAGCAAAUAGAGAUUCGAUGAUUCUCGAAUCGUCUUCCACAUCGAUCUGCGAAAAUAAAAGCGAUACAAGAAAGGAAGAUUUUCUCGAAAGUGACAACGCUGGAUCUAUUCACUUUAAAAGUCUCGAAAUCUCAUCGAUGACUCCGAAUGCGGAAGAACUUAUGGACCCACCGCGUACGUGCAAGGGGAUGGAUGAGACGUGUAAGGAGAAGCCCGAGGAUCUAGCAGACGAAUCUUCGAACAAUGAGUGGACGAGCGAUGCGAAGAAUUUCCGAGAUGACGAAGAUGAUGAGAAAACCAAACAGGGAGACAUAAUUCUCAGCGCAGAAUUUUGCGCUUAUCAAUUAACAAAAACGGUACCAUCUUCGGUUUGUCCCGAUUCCAAGGAAACUUCAUCAAAAUUAUUGAAUUUAAAUUCAGAUAAUAACAAGGAUACAUCGGAAUACCGUAACAUUGACAGCGAAAGCGAGGCUUCAGCACAUUAUGAGAGUUGCAAUUCACCCGAGUUGCAGACCGAUGCGGAUCGGCAUUACGAAAUUCUCACAUUUAAAACCGAUAUGUGCGGCAAUACAAUGGAUAAUCGCUUAUACGAGCCAGUCGACUAUCACGAAAUUCACAACUCCUCUUCUGACAGAAGCAACUGCAUAAAAGAUAUUUCUUCAUCAUCGAGAGUACCAGAAACGAAAAAAUCAAAUCUCUUAGAAACUCCGAGAAGUCUCUUUAUCGAUUCGACCAUUCAAACUAUUCCUGUAACAGUCUCUAGAAAUAAUGAAACGCGCAGUUUGGAAAGAAUUCUGAUCAACGAGGAGACCUUGAAUAAAAUAAUUGUUCCUACGGCGUGCACAGAAAAAUCGCAGAACGACAUCACGGCCGUCAAUAAUUACGCGUCUAAAAAAAUGAUUCGCGAUCACCAAGUUGAAUGUGUCAAGAAGGAUGGUUCUUCUACCAGAAAUGUCUUCGUGAAAACAAAGCGCAUGAUCUUCAGUCCGUUUCGUCGAUCAGAAGAUCGACCAUCCUCGAGAAAGCAGAGCGACAGUUCCGUCGAUGAUCGACUUCUACAUUCAUCAAAAUCCAAGAGCAAGUCGAGAUCGGCGUCGCCGAAAUUGAGCCGACAAGAUGCUCUAUUGCGUGUAUCAUUAUCGCUGCCGUGGCCACUGCGAUCUACGUCAAAGGAGAGUGAAAUUCCCUCCGAAAUCGGGUCCAGAAGAAGCUCAGGAAGCAAGACGGAAGAUGCAACAAUGACCCAAGAAAAAAAUUCGCCAUGUGAAGAGAUUAACGUGGAUAAUAAGAGACUGAACGGAGAAUCAAGUAACAAUGACCCACCAUUUAUUGAUGAGGAUCAAGAAGAAAUUCAUCAGUCAGACACAGAGUUUGCGACAAUGAACGCAUGCUCGAUCGAAAAUACUUCUGCACGAAUUUCUAAGCAACUGGAAAAAUCAAAAAUAACAAUACUCGAACGGGAUUCAGAUGUAUAUCGAAUGCGGGGCAAGUUAAAAUAUAAUCAGACAUACGACGAUGGUGAACGCGAUAAAGUCAAGUGCAGUCAAGUGCAAUUCGAAGGAAAACGCGACAUGGAAAGAAACCGUAGCCAGAAGCGAGAAGAGGGGUGGCAAGAGGAAGUGAAAUUUGGCCGGAAAGAGGACGAAGCAAAGCAGCAAAAUGAGAAUCACUCUAGAUGUGACGCGGUAUCAUCGGAUUUGAUGCACAAACUUAGGAUACUUUCGGAUGCCGCGGCGAAAAGAGAAGGACGAAUGACGACAGCGGAAUCCUCCGUGAUCAGCAGUUUGGAAUCACGUUCCUCCAGGAUAAGACGAGCCAAGGAAAGCUUUCUGUCUCGGCGAGGCGGUCCUUUCUGUCGCUCCGUAAUGGAACCGACGGAUGCUGCCUCCAACCCUGAAGAUCCUUGGAGACGGACGUCGACGACUCAGAUAUCAACAAGAGAAAUAACGAGAUCGAACGAAAUCACAGUGACUGCUUCGAGCUCGCAAGAAUCGAGAUAUGCGAAAAACCAUACAGAAACGACGAUGUUGACCGUAGAAAACGAAACCGUGUCUUUGGGCGAGGACAAGAUCGACGUUCGAACGGAUUCGCUGGUGAAAUCAGCAAGUGCCGGAAUGAUCAAUGUGGAUCCCGACACGUUCGAUCGGCUGGUCACGGUUGAUCGUGGAUGCGAAUCUCUGCCGAGGGCCAUUGCGAAACGCCGCGACUCCUCGAGCCCGUUGGCGAAGAUCGUCGGGAAGCUGAAGCUUUCGCGAUUAAUUCGUGCUCGGAACGUCGACGGUGGCAACAUGAGCACGAUCACGACGUUGUGUAGGCAGAGUCUGUUGAUCGAUAUGCGAAACAAUCCCAAAAAUCAAAGUAACGAGCAAGGGAUUGAGGAUCCAGUCGAGGAUGAUACUGACGACGAACAUUCGGAUGAAUCUUGUAAAACGAUUCACGAAUGAAAUCUGUUCUUUAAUCGAGAUUAUAUAUUUAUGUAAUAUUCCA